GUCACGUGUUUGUGACAUCAUCAAAGGUCCUCAAAUCCACUGACUAGACCUUACAUCUACCGACGGGAGAGUGGCGCGCCUGUGGGAGAGAAAAAGAAAGGUCCUUAAGUAAUGGAGAAACCUUCGGGGAACCAGUCUUUGGACUCACGGUCUGCUGACUCAGCGACAGGGAUGCAGAAACCCAAUAAUCAGCCAUCUUUAGUGCUUGGUGCUGGUCAACAGCCUUCCAUCUUACAGCUUGGUGGUCUUCAGUCUUACUUGAUACUUGCUGCAGGACAGCCUGUCACUGCAUUACAUGGAGCAGGGCUUAAUGUAGUAUCAUUGGGAAAUAAUCUGUCCAUACUUCAAGCCAAUGGUCUUCGCCUGCCUAUUAUCCAGGCAAAUGGUCUUCAGUCCUUGACAAGUCUGACUUCUGGAGCUAAGCCUACCACAAGCCAAGCUGGAAGCCUCCAACCUCAAAUAUUCCAGCUUGGUGGAAUUCAGUCCCCAACAGUCCAGAUUGGCUCUUCUGUUGGGGCCAUCGGACUUCAACCAACACCUUAUCAGCUUGGUGGACUCCAAAGACAGUCAAGUAUACUUCAGCCGUCCACAGUCCAGAUUGGUCCUACAGGUCAGUUCAUUGGACUACAGCCACAGGUAUUCCAGCCUACUGAAUACCAAACACAGUCGACCAUCGCAAGUGAGAUCAAAAGCCAUGGACUCCCGCCUGUCUCUUAUGAGUUAUCUACACCAAAUAUUAUGGUGAAGCGAGUGAACAAGGAAAUUCAGGAAACCAGAAAAAAAGCAGGAAAACUUAAGUCUGAAACAGUUACUUAUGCUGAUGUCGCGUGUAGUGCUUAUAGUGUUCCUAAAGUGAAACACACCUCCACCAAUACUGCAAAAAUCAAUAAGAGUAUUGGAUGUCAGGCAAACAUUUCAUUGAGAAAUAAAAGCCAAGGUGUCCAGUGUCCUGAAGGUGGGAAUUCAAAUCUGAUAUUUUGUCAGACCCUCCAAGAAAGUUCCACCCAGGCGGAGCAGACUGUCUGGGGGAGUCAAGCUGGUGUUCAAGACAGUGAUCCGUCUCUCCAAAGGAGUGUUAUGUUUGUACAGGAUAUGGGACCAGUAGGAAAUGUAUUACCUGCCUAUGAAGCUUGGCAGGCUGAUAAGUUAUUUCUCCAGGACCUUCAGCGAAUACGGAGGCAUAGAUAUAUGUUGUAUGAGCCUGGUCAGAUUCAGUUUGAUGAUGUGGCCAUCUACUUCUCCAAGGAAGAGUGGGAAUAUUUGAAAGAAGAAGAUAAAGACCUUUACAUGGAGAUGAUGGUGAAGAAUUACCGUACCCUUCAUUCACUUGGUUGGAUUACUGUUAAACCACCAUUAAUAACAAUGAUUGAGCAAGGAGAAGAUCUCUAUGUAAAAUACCCCAAACAGUUUGGCAAGUCUCAGAUUCCUGGACUCCUCAGGAAAGAUUCAACAGGCGAGAAAAUUGUAAAUUCCAUUGUAGAAGAAGAAUACAAUUUACAAAAGUUCUCUGAACGUUUGAGGAAAAGCAUUGAUGACUUUCUGACCUUCUGUAUACAGCAAACUGAGGACAUGAUGUCAGGGGCUGCAAUGGACCUUUCGGCAUCACAACAAGGAUUUUCUGAGGGGCCAUUUUGUCAAGUGAAUCCAUUGCUAGCUAUAGAUGAGAGACCUUUUAAGUGUUUCAGGUGUGAAAGACGCUUCAAGCGUUUUUGUGAUCUUGUCUCGCACCAGAAAUUCCACCCGUCUGAGAAUGGCUUCUCUUGUUUUAAGUGCAAGGUGCCGUUCAAGAAUGUUAAAGCCUUGACGAAACACGAGUUGACUCAUACUGGAGAAAAACCAUUUAUAUGCCCCAGAUGUGGGAAACGUUUCUCUACUCAGCAAUUGCUCGAUAAGCAUCUUGGGGUAACCUUGAAAAAGAAUCCAUAUGUUUGCGCCGAAUGCGGGAAACGUUUUGCUAAAAAGUACUCCCUACGAAAACAUGAAAUGAUUCACAAUCGAGAGAAACCUUUUCUGUGUUCGAUCUGUGGCAAAGGCUUCACGGAGGAGGAGGAAUUUAAUGAACAUCAGAGAAUUCACAUGGAGGAACAUAUAUACUCAUGCGAUUUCUGCGGAAAACGUUUCAGUAGCAAACCAAGCUACGAGAAGCAUCGACAGGAACACGCAACGUCACAAUUAUUUCCUGAUUCUGAACAGCAAGGUCAACUUCUUCUUCUCAAGCAAAUUCAGGAUGGGGAGUCUGUUCUGCCAAAAGAACUAAACAGACUCGGAGACACAGAUGACAUUGAGUUUCAUGACACAUAUUUCCAAGAGAAUUGUCCAAAAAACAGAAAAGCACAGAGUGGUUCAUGUUCUUCAUGUCAGAUACAAAAAAUGUCCCAAAGUAGUGUAUCCUCAGAACAGAAAGUAAAGCAACAGACACCAUUUCAUGUAGAACCAGAACAUUUCACAUUUGGGAAAAUAAAAUGCUACCGAGUAGGUACACCCACAGGAGAUCACCUAGAUAGUCCUGCUAAGGAGGAAUCUUGUCCACUAAAAAAAGAAGAGAAUUCCAUGGACACCAUCAGCUCUAUAGAACAAACAUCUGCAAUUGUGAAGAAAGAACCAGAUUUGAAUGAUGGAGAACAAAUGCCCGACCCCUCUUUUCUAAUAGCACAUAAGACUUUUCAGGUUCAAGAGGAAGAGGCCUCUGAUGAAGACAAUGACGCUUUUACUGUACAAGAUGAUCAACUCUCAGAGUCUAUUCCUGCUAUUCCCAUUUCUAAUGACAAUAUUAUAGAGCCUCACCAAAUAGCAACCAACACAGGGAUAGACCUUAUCUGCUCAUUAUGUCGAGAGGAAUUUUUGUGUCAUCGGGAUCUUCUUACCCAUAUGGAAAUUCAUGGUCAAGAAAGUGUAACUCUUUCAAAGAGUUUAAGGACACCUACAGGGGAAUCAGGCUUUGCAGAUCAGCCUAAAUCCAUUAGACUUUUUAUAUGCUCUUAUUGUGGCAAAUCUUACAGCCGUAUGACACAUUUCAAAGUGCAUCUGAGGAUCCACACAGGAGAAAGACCCUUCUCAUGUUCUGAAUGCGGCAAAUGUUUUAUAAGGAAGUCAGAGUUGGUCUCCCAUCACCGGAUUCACACAGGAGAGAAGCCAUUUGCUUGUUCUGUCUGUGGGAAGAGGUUUGCCAAUCGCUCAAAUGUUAACUCGCAUGAGAGAAUCCACAAAGGAGAGAAACCCUUUGCUUGUUCAGACUGUGGGAAGUGUUUUACUGAUAGUUCAGGACUGCACACACAUAAAAGAGUCCACACGCGUGAAAAGCCAUUUUUAUGUUCUGACUGUGGCAAGCGCUUCUCCACUCGAUCGCAUCUCAUCACACAUCAGAGGUUUCACAGUGGAGAAGCUCCGUUCUCUUGUUCUGAAUGUGGGAAGAGUUUUGCCUGUAAUGCAAAUCUUAUGACACACCAGAGAAUCCACACAGGGGAGAAACCCUAUUUCUGCAAAGAGUGUGGGAAAUGUUUUUCAGACCGCUCAUGUCUUUUUGUACAUAGGAGGAUACACACUGGUGUCCAACCUUAUACUUGUGCACACUGUGGAAAGUUUUUCCCUAGUCGGUCCCAUCUGGUUAGACACGAAAUAAUUCACACAGGGGAGAAACCAUUUUCUUGCUCAGAAUGUGGGAAAUGUUUCAAUUCCAAAACAAUUCUGGUAGCACAUCAAAGAAUCCACACAGGGGAAAAACCGUUUUCCUGUAAAGAGUGUGGAAAAUGUUUUCGAGGUCGGUCAGCGGUUAUCGCCCACCAGAGGAUCCAUACAGGGGAGAAGCCAUUUUCAUGUUCAGAAUGUGGGAAAUGUUUUACAGAUCAUUCAGGUCUUAUUACACAUCGGAAACUACACGCCGGGAAUAAAGAUUAUAAAUGCAUUGAAUGUGGGAAAUGUUUUGUAUUGAAGCACUAUUUGACUAGGCACUUGGCAAAGCAUGAAGUCAGAGCUCCAGUUUCCUCAUGAUGAUGUGUGUAAUAUAUGCCAAGGCUUUGUAUUUGGAUUCUCCUGCAUCAGAAUUAUUUACUUUGUUCACUUGUAUAGCCCCAACAAAUCUACAGCACUGCAUAGAGACUGUCAUUAAUUUACAUUAAAUCCUUUCCCCGCUGGGGCUCACAAUCUUAAUUCCACAAUAACAUGCAUCCUUGUUCCAGUUUAAUGCAGCAAUGAUCCAGCAGCAGGGCAAGGGUGAAAACACACAAUCAGCACUGUGUGUUUUUAUGGUUUCGUAGAAUACGUCAGACAUGAGUGCCCGAUGUCGCUCUGGUUUAUCAUCCCAGAACAGAGGAAGCCAAGCCUACUGUUGGGAAAACGUAGGCUAUGUUUACAUGUUGUUUUUGAUAAGAUAUAUAACUUACUUAUACAGUAUGUACCGUAUUAGUACUGUAUUGUACUGACUUCAGUAUAUAUUUUUGUGAUUCAGCCUAGUGAUGGGUCAUUCGCGAAUGAGCCAACUCUAUGAGUUGCCUCUUUUCUGUGAAUGAUGAGAAUCGAAUCCUAGGAAGGAUGUAGAAAAAACUGGAACAGAAAAAAUGGUGCUAAGUGCCGUUAAACCUUAUAAAAGAAGUGUUGAUUAUUACUGGGGAUGGUACCACUGCACAUACAAAUGCAGAUAAAAGGCAUAAAAUGAUGAUUAGGAGUAUGUGCAGGGAUGCGGCAGGUGUUUGAUGGUAUCACACUCACCUAAUCGUGUUGCACUUCGGGCACAACACAGUUAGAGUGGUGGUUCACUCUUUAAAGGGUACCUCUCAUCAAAAAAACUUUUUGAUAUAUUAUAGAUUAAUGUAUGCAGAAUAACUUUACAAUUGCAUGUUAUUAAAAAAUAUGCUUCUUUCUAUUUAAUUUUUCCCUUUGAAA
Hyla sarda is the source of this 4878-nucleotide messenger RNA. RefSeq names its product zinc finger protein 836-like. The transcript has 6 exons. Lineage: Eukaryota; Metazoa; Chordata; Amphibia; Anura; Hylidae. The record is from RefSeq and is a predicted model, not a curated record. The coding region runs from base 112 to 3987 and encodes 1291 amino acids. Gene Ontology annotation, biological process: regulation of cytokine production; regulation of immune system process; negative regulation of transcription by RNA polymerase II.